AUGCAUGCCUUACUCAAAGACCUCCAUGGGAAGCGCAGAGAUAAUGAUAAAGUUAAGGUUUGGGUGGCCCAAAUAAGAGAAGAAGCUUAUGAUGCUGAGGACAUCAUCGACUCCUACAUCUUUAACAUUGAAAAGCAAGGAAGAGAGACAAGUGAUGGAUUCAUGGGAUCCAUACGAAGUUUCGCUUGUUGCAUCAAAGACAUACCAACCAUCCACAAGAUUGGAAAGGAGAUCGGUGACAUAGAAAUAAGGCUCAACGAGAUUUCAUCCAACCGAUCAUAUUAUGGCAUCGACAAUAUACCAGGAUGUGGAGAAGCUUCAUCUUCCUCAAAUCAAAGCCAGAUGUCGAGGGAGAAGGGUAUUCCCAUCGCCAAGGAAGCUGAUGUGGUUGGUGUUGAAGAUGAGACAAAGACACAGGUGGGGCGGCUGAUUGAAGGAGAUGCACGGCGUGCUGUCAUUUCAAUCACUGCAAUUACAACUCUCACGUGCUUGACAGAACAAGACGCCCAUCCGAUCAUUGCCACCGAUGAGACGCCUUCUUCGAUCACGAUUCCUCCCUAG
Magnolia sinica is the source of this 561-nucleotide messenger RNA. RefSeq names its product putative disease resistance protein At1g50180. The record is from RefSeq and is a predicted model, not a curated record. NCBI's taxonomy places the organism in Eukaryota, Viridiplantae, Streptophyta, Magnoliopsida, Magnoliales, Magnoliaceae. Bases 1 to 561 code for a protein of 186 amino acids. The transcript has 2 exons.